UCCAUCGAGAGAAGCGUAAACACGAAACAUACGCUUUCACAUCGCGAAGGCGUAAGGCCAGGGUCAGCUUCCCUCGGGCACAUAGUUAUCAUUCAUUCCCAAAUCACUGUGAUCGGCGGCGGUAGGGGCGUAGGGCGGCGGCGGCGGAGCCUAGAGGCGAGGCUUGGUGGCGGCGCCCCAUGGCAGUCGGACGGAGGGCUCGGGUGGUCGGAUUGCGGUGGCGACCUGACUGCGGCCGGUAGUUCGGAUUGCAUCGUGGCUUCGGUGGUCGGGUCGCGGCGAAGCACGGCGGCGGAGGCUUCUGUGUGAAGGCCGACAUGGUCGCAGCCUCCCGCGAGCUCCCCACCCACCUCGGCACUGAAGGACCCCAGAGCACAUGAUGGUGCUUCGAGCCUUGCAAUGAAGAAGAAGAAAAAUGCCAACUUGACAUAAGCCUUGUACCUGCGAGGAAGCAGAGCCAUGGAGGCGACGGGGGUGAGCUUAGGGAAGGCCGCACUAGGCGGCGCCUUGAGCUACGCCAGUUCCAAGGUGGCCGAGGAGGUCGCCCUGCAGCUCGGCGUCGAGCGUGAUGUGAACUUCAUCAGGGACGAGCUGCAGAUGAUGCAGUCGUUCCUGAUGACGGCUGAUGAGGAGCAAAGCCAGAACAAGGUGCUCACCACUUGGGUGCGACAGAUCGGAGUCCUCGCGUACAAAGUGGAGGACAGCCUCAUGGAUUUCGGCCUCCACUCAGAGAAAAAGCCAUUUUUGGGGUGCAUUCCCCGUGACCCAGGUGAUCGACGCCGCAUCGCCAAGGAGGUGAAGGAGCUGAGGACCAAGGUAGAGGACGUGAGCGACAGGAACUUGCGGUACCGCCUCAUCAAGGAGAGAUCACGCUCCAAGCUUACCGCAGCAGAGGAGCAGGCCCGCAUUGCUGCUACGGCAAUGUUUGGCAUCAAGGAAGCGAAGCUUGACAUCGAUAAAGUGAGGAUUGCCACCUUCGAACAGGAAAGAUCAUCAGAGGUGGACCUUUGCAAACUGAUUACCAGCAACGCUGUAGACCUUAGGGUGAUCUCCGUGUGGGGAACUAGCGGUGAUGUCGGGAAGACGUCCUCCAUCAAGGAGGUUUAUGAUGACCCAGAGGUAUUGAAGAGGUUUGGAUUCUUUGCUUGGAUUAGAUUGAUGCAUCCUUUCAAUCCACAAGAGUUCCUCUGGAGCAUGGUAAGGCAAUUUUAUGAAAAUUCCCGCGAUGAGGUUGGAAAGGCAGAACAAGAAACAAGUGUCGGGGCUAAUGUUCUUUCCAAGAUGGAGAAAAUGGAUCAGAGUGAUUUAAUCCGUGUGUUUAAUGCACAGUUGUGUAGCAAUAGCUACCUGGUUGUCAUAAAUGAUCUGUCCACAAUAGAAGAGUGGCAUUGCAUUAAGAAGUACUUUCCUGACAAUAAGAAACAAAGUAGAAUCAUCGUUUCCACACAGCAAGUUGAAAUUGCAAGCUUGUGCCCGGAGAAACCGUACCAAGUUUCUGAGUUAAAGCAGUUCUCAUCUGAUCAAACUAUUUUUUUGUUCCACAAGAAGGAUUCAGAGGAGCAGGCCGGCAUGGGCAGUUUGAGUGUGGUAAUGUUUGAGAUCAAUGAAGAAGCAAUGGAUGCUGAUGCGGAAAUGGAAAAACUGAAGGCUAUGCAUGAGUCAUGUUCUGCUGAGCCCAUUUCGGACUCAAACAACGCUACUACUACUGAGAAAAACAUGGCAAUGCUCCCCGGUGAAAUACAUGAGGAAGACGAAGAACCUAAGAAUGCAGGUGAAGAAAAAGUUCAUAACUCAACUGCUAGAAAGAAGGCUAAUCGCGACAGGACGCUAGCACUAGCUGAUGAAGUGCUCUGUGGGCGAGAAAAAGAGACAUUUGAUAUUAUCAAAUUAGUUGGCCAACCAGACAACAAUCAAGGCUGUAAGGUGAUCUCAGUUUGGGGAACUGACGGUAUUGGAAAAACCACUUUUGUCCGACACAUCUACCAAAGCCCGCAGCUUGGUGGAUGGAAGCGUGCCUGGGCCACUGCAUCACGUCCUUUUAACCAUGAAGUACUCCUUAGAACUUUGGCUUUCCAGCUUCUGUAUACUAUUCAAGAAGAUCCUGCCGAAUCAACUAGAGAGCAACAGAAAAGCAUAUCUGUGAUGAAACUUAAAGAGCUGAAGGAGGAGCUGGCUCGGUUACUGAAAUUGCAAAGGUGUCUUAUUGUUCUUGAUGAUAUAUCAUCCGCUCUUGAAUGGGAUGUUAUCAAAUCGUGUUUGGAUAAUGCUGGAAGGAUCAUCGUCACCACAAGAGAAGAAAAUAUUGCUAGACAUUGUUCAAGAGUAUACAAGAACAUCUACAGUCUUGAUGGUCUGAAAGAUGAUGCGGCACUCGACCUCUUCAUAAAGAAGGUAUUCAAAUACAACAUUGAAAAUAAUAAGUUGGGCCCAGUUAUGAGGGAGGAAGCAAGAGCUACCCUGCAGAAAUGCGCUGGACUUCCCCUUGCAAUAUCAACUAUCGGUGAAUUCCUAGCCACUAAGAGAAAAACUGAUGUUGAAUGGAGAAUGAUGAAUGAUUGUAUUAACACUGAAUUGGACAUGAAUCCUGAACUUAGGACAACAGUUCUUAUGAGGAGAACAAUAAAGACAACUCUUAUGAGGAACUUCAAUAGUUUGCCAUACCAUCUCAAGUUUGCUUUCUUAUACUUGUCCAUCUUUCCAGAAAAUCACAGAAUUAGGUGGGGUCGCUUGGUGAGGCGGUGGAUUGCAGAGGGAUACUCAAGGGAUAUGCAUGGCAUGGCUGCAGCUGAACUUUGUCAGACAUACUUUGAUGAGCUCCUGAAUAGGAAUAUGAUCCUGCCAAAGGAAGGGGUAGACCAUUACAGUCAGAAAAUCAAGUAUUGCCAACUUCAUGAUAUCAUCGGUGAAAUAUUCAUCUCAAAGGCUAGGGAGGAAAACCUUGUUUUCACACUGGAGGAAGGAUGCUGUUUGAGCGACACAGAAGUUGCAAUACGUCAUCUUGUCAUAGGCUACAACUGGAAAAGGGAUGAAAGUGUGUUGCCAAGCAUGCUAGACUUGUCACAUGUACGGUCAUUGACCGUGUUCGGAGAGUGGAGACCCUUUUUCAUAUCCGAUAAUAUGAGGUUCCUCCGGGUGCUCGACUUGGAAGACACAUCAGGGUUAAGAGAUCAUCAUCUUGAUCAAAUUGGGCAGCUUCGUCACCUCAAGUACCUUUCUCUACGAGGAUGUCACAACAUUUUAUGCCUGCCUAGUUCCUUGUGCAAUUUGAGGAACCUCGAAACACUGGAUGUUAGAGGUACACGUAUUUAUGAGUUGCCAACAACAAUCACCAAUCUUCAGAAGCUCCAACACCUCCGUGCAGAUGGUUAUCAGAACAGUGAUAAUGUCAAGGGAGAGGAUGACAUAGUUAACAAGUAUGAAGGUUACACCGAUCGUUUCUCUGCAUGUCAAACAUGUCAUCUUUUCUUGAGACCACACAUGUUAGAUGCUGGUUUGAACAGGCAUGACAUUUUCAAUAUAUGCCGCUUCAAGAAGGUAGACGUAGGUGGUGUUGUACUUCCUAGAGGGAUUGAUAAAUUGAAGGCCCUUCACGCACUAGGUGUUGUCGAUGUUUCUCAUAGAAAUGGAAAGGCAACUCUAAAAGAGCUUGGAAAGCUUAGUCAACUGCGUAAGCUCAAAGUUGCUGGCAUGAGGUACAGAAACAGCACUGAGUUAUGGUCUGCCAUUGCUGGUCACAAUCAACUUCUAUCUUUGUCAGUUGAAGCAGAGGAAGAGGGCUGUCAGUUAGAUGGUUGUUUCAGUGAGGGUUUGGUGCCACCGAGCAGCCUGGAGAGCCUCACUCUCGUUGGUCAUCUAGUCAGUGCAACAGAAUGGACCCAUAAGCUUCAGAAUCUCUCCAAGUUGGUGCUAGAGAGCAGCAGAUUGGAUUGAGAUGAUGACAUACAAACCAUCGGGUUUCUACCAAAACUUGCAGUUCUACGCCUGAAAUAUAAUUCGUUUAUUGGGACACAGCUCUGUUUCGAGAGAUCAUAUUUCCCGAGUCUUAUGGUUCUGGAGUUCGAUGGAUUAAACAGCCUGGAGUGGAUGCUGUUUGAAGAAGGCGUAAUGCCUAAGCUCGAGCUGCUACAAGUUGGUGGGUGCUCAAAGCUGAAUGCAUUCUCCGGGCUGCCAGGCCUCACAAGUCUCAAGGAAAUUCAGUUGGCUAGGCAUGGUGUCCCUGAAAAUGUGACCAAACAGGUGCAGAAGCAGGUGGCGGAAGUGCGUGGGUGCAGUGGCAGACAUGGUCUGCCAUUGCUGGUCACAAUCAACAGGUCAGGGUGAAUAUUAUUGUUUGUGUAUAUCUCUGGACAUGUAUGUUUCCAUCCGAUUGGUGUUGUGUACUUGCUCCUGCAUUAUACAAUACUGUGGGGAUUGUGACUCUGGUACUACUAGAUACCGUUCGUAUUUGUAUGUGUGCUUGCUUGUUUAUCUUUACUGAUUGCUGAUUCAUAUCAAUACAAGUUGCUAUGGCCAGUGAAUUUAAUUUAAAAGACAAAGGAUACCGCAAUG
Molecule: messenger RNA, 4548 nt
Organism: Triticum urartu
Lineage: Eukaryota; Viridiplantae; Streptophyta; Magnoliopsida; Poales; Poaceae
Product: disease resistance protein RPM1
Biological process (GO): defense response to other organism
Molecular function (GO): ADP binding
Source: RefSeq, a predicted model, not a curated record